AUGGGCAAGCGGAACAAGAAGAACAAAGCCAAAGCCACUCACCCAGACCCAUUGCGCUCCGCUGCAAGUCAGACACCGCUGCAGGCCUCGGCUGUGUCCAGGGAAGCCAAGGUCAUCAAAUGCGCCAACUGUGAUUCCGAAGAUCAUGGGUGGCGUGAUUGUACCGCUCCCAAGAACUGGUCUCGUGUGACUUGCCGCAAUUGUGGUGAGAAGGGCCACACCGUCAAGCAUUGCAAGCGACCCAUCAAGGAGCCAGAUAGUGACGGCGGAUUUAUCAACGCUAUUAUCAACGCUGCCGACUCAGGGGCUGAGGAUCCUGGUAGCGAUUGGGACAAGUCUUCGGCUUCAGGCGGGCUCCAACCUCAACUCGGCACCCUAUCUCAAGACCUACUCUCGAGAGUUCCAGCACAAAUUCAAGCACAACUCCAAGACAAGAUCAACAAGUCAGGCCUCAUCCCGCUGUUAGACCAAGAGCUCGAUAAGUACUUCUCGAAGACUCUAUCAGCCAAGGCCAAAGGCGAAGCCGUCCUUGAUAUCUUCGAUAUUGCCGAUGCGCUCUCUACCAAAGGCCGCCUCGAUAUUCUCCUGACUGCCAAAGUUGCGUUCAGCAUGAAUAUCAUCAUUCCAGGACAUCACCAUAGGGGCGCUUGUACAUACCUGGAGAUAAAGACCCACCUUGAGUAUGGAGACCGCGUGGCGGAGGCAAGGACUGCAGCUCCGAAGGGCGAUCCGUUCGAUUGGGCUAUGAUCAUCUUCAACAAGCCCGAGUGGUACCACACUCACAAGAACCGUGUGGAGGAGGUCAAGAAGUACUAUGGGUACAUUCAGACCUGGGCGAAGAUCUUCAUACAAAAGGGUUACUCCGCUGAGGCGGCCGCUGAAUGGGCGAAAGAACAUCCAGACCCGAAUCUGGAUGACGAAGAACUGAACGGAUGCGCCGCAGCCUCUGCAGCAUCUGCAGGCAACCUGGAGCCCGCCCCGGAAGGCAAACCUGCUAAGUCGACGCGGCUCGCUAUAGACGACAGGCUGCUAUUCCGCAUCCUCCCCAAUCCAUGCGACACCUAUCAUCAACAUACCUACCACCGUCUACGUAGACCGAGGACGAAAGAAGAGAAGAGAGGAGAAUGUCCUAUUUGUCAAGCUCGAUUCUCCGGUCUCGCGACAUCCGGAGCUCUGGUCGCGAGAGGUCGUCGCCCGUACUCACUGAUCUGGAACGUCAACACACCACUAGAUGAGGAUUUCACGCAAACCCGAGAUUAUCGAAUGGAUAGCAUCUGCUACGCGAUGGAGCUGAGGCUGAAAUUGCGGCUCUUGGGAUGUCUAGGCGAUAUGCCGGGACCGGGACCUGUGUUGCCAGCUGAGCUUAAGAAGGAUACGCACAUCGCGAGGAUCCAGUCCCGCGACGAACCCAAGUUGGCGAUCCUCAAGAGUCUGCGCCGGAACACUCAGCGUUUCCUAGUGACUGUCGAAUGGUGGCUUGCGUACACGGCCGGAGAUACUCCCAAGGUCAAUGCCAAAGUCCUUCGAAGUAUUCCUAGCACCAGUAAGAAGGGAAGCCGGCAGUACGUCCCCAGGAGAGAUGCCUUCGCCGAUUUCGAAGAAGCAUGCCGAUAUUACGACCGGUCGCACGAGGCCCUCCCGGUGCGCAUUAAUGCCAAAAGCCUGCCUUACCUCCCGCCGACUCGGAGUCUGCGUCAACGAUUGCUGGAAGAGGAAGCCGAGGAGGACUCUGUAGCGCGGAUUACGAGCGAUGUCGAGGACGCGGUCAUCGAAGAUUGCGCUCUAUCGAGACCAAGUGACGAUCUUGGGGACUUUCUGGGUGUUGGCGAUCCUAGUCGGAUCGGAAGUCUGGAAUUGGGGUUGUUGAGGAAGUUGUCGGAGAUUCACUGCUCAGAUACAAAGCCCGCCUCGGAGGCGAGUGUUGACGACGCUUCGGCUAGGAGGGCGGCGCUGGAAGCUGCGCUGGGCGACCCAGAUGCAUUCAUGUGCGCAGCGAAGCGAUUGGAUUAA
Messenger RNA from Cyphellophora attinorum, 2010 nucleotides. RefSeq lists its product as uncharacterized. Lineage: Eukaryota; Fungi; Ascomycota; Eurotiomycetes; Chaetothyriales; Cyphellophoraceae. Gene Ontology annotation, molecular function: zinc ion binding; nucleic acid binding. The record is from RefSeq and is a predicted model, not a curated record. The transcript has 2 exons. Bases 1 to 2010 code for a protein of 669 amino acids.